AUGCGAAGUUUGAAGAACGGCAAGUUCUGCAACAGAUUCACGACUGAAGAGAAGACGAGCUGCCUGGCCACUCUUGAAAAGUAUCCGGACCAGUGGAGCUCCAUGGAGAUUGAGGAGCCCGUCAUGUCAAGGAAAAUUAAUAAUGUCAGAUAUCACCUUACGGAUGCAAGGCUUUACAAUGAGAAAAUUCUUGCACUUAUCACUGAUGAUUCAAGCAACUAUACUCAAAGUCCCUUAACGUCAUCAUUAAAUCUCAAAACUACAGUGACCAAUACAACUAAUUGGAGUAACAGUGUCACGAUGAAAGUGGGUAUCAAGAUGACUUGUACUGCUGGUGUUCCAGGCGUUUCAUCGGGUGCGAUUGAAAUUUCUGCUGACAUUACCGGAUCUCAGAGUUGGGGAGAAACGCAUACAGAAACCCAAGAAGUGGGGUCCGUGAAAACUAUUACUGUGCCACCAAUGACUAGAGUGAAGGGAAGUCUGAUGGCGACACGUGUUUCGUACGACAUACCCUUCGCAUACACUCAGCAUGACGUAUUGAAAAAUGGGAGUCCAAAAGUUUACGAAAAGAACGACGGGGUUUUUACUGGCCACAAUGGCUAUGGCUAUAAAUACGAGGUUGUCAAUCUUCCACUCCAGUAA
This is a messenger RNA of Papaver somniferum (opium poppy), 642 nucleotides long. RefSeq names its product natterin-3-like. Gene Ontology annotation, cellular component: extracellular region. The transcript has a single exon. The record is from RefSeq and is a predicted model, not a curated record. Bases 1 to 642 code for a protein of 213 amino acids. NCBI's taxonomy places the organism in Eukaryota, Viridiplantae, Streptophyta, Magnoliopsida, Ranunculales, Papaveraceae.